UUGUCAGUCUUUGCACCAGCGAUAGCAAAUCAUCCAACAGAAGAUAGAAGAAGAGGAAGCACAUCAACUCCAGGAAGUCAAAGUUCAGUCUUUUUUCUUUUCACGAGAAACUCUAUUUCUCUCCACAAAGAACCAGAAAAUAAUCAAAGAACAACUGUUUGUCCCAGGACAGUGUCUUCAUGUGAGGGGACCCUCUGCCCAUCAUGUCCCUGAUGGGUCCAGUUGUGAGCUUCUAUGUCCUGUGUUGCCUGCUCGCUGUAUCUUUGCAGCCCAGUGAUACUAGCCCAGUCUGUAAAGAAUGUAGCAAUAACAGCACAGGUCAAAAUUCAUCAGAGACUGCUCAGAGAAAUGUGACGGAAUCCUCUUCUCCUGUGAACUCCACCAAUCUUAACCAGCUUUUUAACAGAAGCCGAAAUAGACAGUUUAAUCACACUGUAAAUGAUGCCAACCAGGAUGUCACCGAAAAAGUCAAUGCCACCUCCUUUUCACAUUUCGACUUUUCUACCACCCAAAAGCCCUUAUUACAACCUUCUGCACCACCAGCUAAAAACAGUGAUUCUACGUCAGGACCAGAAGUCACAGAUGCUCGACUUUCACUCAACAAUAAUACUGGACUGAAUAAAACUGCUGGUGUGCCUUCCAAUACUUUAGGAGUACAGGCAAUCAUACCUCCAAAUACUAGUACCACGCUACAGACGUCAACCCUAAAAACAACUCCAACUCCAACUCAUUUAUCCACGACAAAGACGGCUCCUUCUCAUUCACCAAAAACCACUGCACCUGCCCCAGACAAUGUAAUGACAACGCCAUUUUCAAAAACAACAACCACCACCAAGGAACCAGCUACUAUUACUUCUACUACUGCUACUGUUACUACAACUACUUCAACUACAACUGCUACUGCUUCCACUUCUACUACUACUACUACUACUACUACUGCUACUGCUACUUCUGCUGCUGCUGCUUCUACUAAAUCAACUGAUUUUGUUUCUACCAGCUCUGCCCCAACUGUCCAGUACCUGAGCCCAGUGGUGGAGGUGGCAACCAGUGAUUUAACCAGACAGCUGGUAGAUACGGCCUCAUUGUUGGCCAUCCUGCUUUUUGGUUUACUCUUCCUUUUUGUGGUAGUGGCUGUGUUUUUGACCCAGGCCUAUGAGAGCUACAAGAGGAAGGACUACACUCAAGUGGACUAUUUGAUUAAUGGUAUGUACACAGACUCUGGGGUGUGACUAUAGAAACUCAGACUAACACAACCGAGAAUGGGGCUUUAAAAGUCCCUUUGUCAAGUCAGUAUGAAGCCAAAUGGGUUUGAUCAACUGCUUAUUUUGACCAGAUAACACAUGUGAGUAUAACCCUGUGGAAGCUGUGACCAGAGGCACAACUGACACGACCAAUCUUCUCUCAAAAAAGUCUUUAUUGUGAGGUCAGCAUUGUUUCACAGGGGCAGGUUUUGUCCUAUUGGGUUGUAAGACAAGAUGCAGACAAUUUGUCAAAUACUAAACUUUUGCUUUUUAUGCCCAUUCUAUUCAUUCCACAGAAAUUAAGUCUGAACUACCAAAAUCAGCAGUGACUUACUUACCUGACCAGCCAGUCCCUUUAACAUUCUGUUUGAAUCCAGAAAGGUCUAGAAUCGGACCACAGAGUGUGAAAAACCUCAUUCCAACCACAGCUGAUAAUUUGUAGCACAUGUCUCUCAAAUGUGGAAGACCUCUCCACUCAAAAAUUCUCGUAACAUUCAGAACAAAUUAUAAUAAUAUAACAAAAUAUAUAAUAACUUCUUAUACCUGAGAUAAGUAAUAAUUUGGUACUUCAGUCAAUUCUGUUAAAGCCUAUGCUCUUUCUCAGUCCUUUAUAUUGGUUUUUCCCCUAGUUUUUUUUAAUCAGGGUGACAUGAUACAGCUCCAGAAUGAUUUUGUUUUGUGGUUCUGGCUGGUCAGGUAGGUGAUUUACUAUAAUACACCUGGUAACAUCAAGAAUAUGUUCAUUCCUAAUGGGAAAUAUUUGUUUAUAUUUAUUUCUGGUUAUUCCACAUGGCACAGCCAUAAUAACAGCGAAUUUGAGCAAUAUAAUUUACCUCACUGCAGUGUCUUAUGGCAUUGCUGUAUUGCAAUAAUAUAUGUUUAUUUUUUGAAUCAAAGGAAGGUGCAGAGAUUUUCUACAGUGUUCUUUAAGAGCCAAACUCCCAUUGUCUUUAUGUCAUUCCACUACCCAUAUCGCCUCUUGGAAGUUGCAUCUUUGUGGGAAUGCUGGAGAGUUUGUAAUGUUGACCAGUCUAAAGUAUUCUCCAUAAGACAAAAUUCAAACAGAGCCGCCACAGUCUUAAAAGACAGUGUGUACGUUAUGCUAAAGUUUACAGUGGCCUCAAAAGCCACUCUGAACAAAUUUGCCUUCAAAUUUGAUUUUGUGCAAUGUACAGUAUAUAUUUCAAUAUGAGUCAUACCAGUUUGUUUAGUAAAUUGUAGCAAAAAAAAGAGCCGAACUUGCUUUUCAUAAUUGAAUGGACCUUUGUGUUACACUAAUGUUGUGUUAUAAAAGUAACCUCCUAUAUGUGAGUCUCAAUAAUUCUAGUGAAAUACCACACCAGAACAAACAAACAGCGUUGCCUAAGGUGUUGCUUUAUUGCACUUCCAAUAAAGAUGGGAUCAGUUUUCCCACAUAGACUGAUCUGACGGCAUUCAGACUGAGUAGUAUGAUUGCAUUUCUAAAGAGUGACUUAUUAAAACAUGACCAAAAGUUGUCCUUGUGUUCUAACUGCAAGUAUUGUAUAUUGUAUAUUGUUUUUGUUUCCAAUGUUUACUUUUGUUAGGAAAUUUUGUCUUAAAAUGCCAAAAAUGUAAAAGCACAUGAUUGUAAAGCCAAGGGAAUUGUAAAGCCAUUUUGGUUCCUGUUCAGUUGUCAGAUGUGAAGGUGGGUGCAUGUAUUUAAUUCACAAUGGAACUUAAUGCCUUGUGCCAACUCGACAUUGUACCAGUGCACUUUGAUUUUUAACUUGGAUACAAUAAAGGAACAGAAUAA
Molecule: messenger RNA, 3015 nt
Organism: Boleophthalmus pectinirostris (great blue-spotted mudskipper)
Lineage: Eukaryota; Metazoa; Chordata; Actinopteri; Gobiiformes; Gobiidae
Exons: 3
Coding region: 204-1229 (341 amino acids)
Source: RefSeq, a predicted model, not a curated record